AGUCAUUUGUGAUUGAAACGAACAUUAUAAAACGUUGACAGAAUUAAUCGAAAUAAUCUUCGAAAUGCGACGAUUUUUUUAUUAAUAUUUUAACAUAUAUGGUGAGUUGUGAUAAUAAAUUAAAACGAUUUAUUAACAUCGUUAAGAAUGGCUAAAAUAAAUUUCACAGUGAAUGGAGAACGAAUUUCUUUAUCGGGUUUGGAUGUCUCGCCAACGACCUCCCUGAACAGCUACCUUCGCAACCAUUUAGGGAUGCAUGGCACCAAAGCCAUGUGUCAUGAAGGUGGCUGCGGCGCUUGUGUGGUCUCUGUAGCCGUCUCUCAUCCUGGAACCAAGGAGAAGCAGGAGUUUGCUGUGAAUUCUUGUCUUGUCCACGUGUUGUCUUGUCACCGGUGGGAUAUUACAACUAUAGAGGGAGUGGGGAACCGCAAGGAUGGAUAUCAUCCUAUCCAGAGCCGGUUGGCAGCCUUCAACGGAACCCAGUGUGGGUAUUGCACUCCUGGAUGGGUGAUGAAUAUGUACAGCCUCUCCAAGAAAAAAGACAAAUUAACAAUGAAGGACGUGGAACGUUCGUUCGGAGGGAACAUCUGCCGCUGUACAGGAUACCGGCCUAUUUUGGACGCCUUUAAGAGUUUUGCGACUGACGUCAGUGAUGGGUUGAAAGAGAAGCUCCAGGACUUGGAGGAUUUAGACAAAACCAAAUGCAAGAGCAAAUGUGAAGGUAAAUGUUCGGUUGAAGAUGAGUGGAGUUUCAUAGAGAAAGAGGAAGAAACGCUGUUAAAUGUAGGCGGUUUAAAUAGAUGGUUCAAAGUAUAUUCAAUACAGGAUGUAUUUAAUGUGUUGAGUAAAGAAGGUUCGGAUAGUUACAGACUUGUUGCUGGAAAUACUGGAAAAGGAGUCUACCCAAAUACCAAAGAACCGCGGAUUUAUAUCGACAUAUCAUCAGUAUCAAGUCUCAGGGACACCUUCAAGGAUGAAAACCUGAUCAUCGGUGCAGGGAUGUCGCUCACUGAACUCAUGAAGACCUGUCAGAAUCGCUCCAGCGCUAACCAGGACUUCUCUUACUUAAAACAGUUCUGGAAACAUCUUGACUUGGUUGCGCAUGUUCCUGUCAGAAAUAUUGGAACGAUCGGCGGCAACUUGGCAUUGAAGAAUUCUCAGCAUGAAUUUCCAUCGGAUUUGUUCCUGUUGUUUGAAACUGUGGGAGCUUUUGUUACUAUCGUUGACAGCAAACUGAAGAAGACACGCAUGAAUAUGGAAGACUUUCUCAAAACGGAUCUUGCAAACAAAUUGAUCAUUAAUGUUAUGCUUCCACCGCUGUCGGAGAGGAACUUAAUGAAGACAUACAAGGUUAUGGCGCGCGCUCAAAACACACACGCCAUAGUGAACGCUGGUUUUCUAUUUAAAGUAAAAAAUAAUAACAUUGUGGAGACUUCUAAUAUAGUGUUUGGUAAUAUUGCACCAAGCUUCGUGCAUGCUUCUGACACAGAAAAUAUGUUAGUAGGGCAGGAAUUAUUUAAGGAAGAAACUUUAAGAGCGGCACUGAUGAAGCUAAAGCAGGAACUUGUGCCAGAAGAUAGUCCUCCAGAGCCCUCUGGUGAAUGUAGGAAGAACUUGGCUUUGGGAUUGUUUUAUAAAGCAAUAUUAUCACUGUGCCCAUCAGUAAGUCCCAGGUAUAAGUCUGGUGGCACUGUACUAACGCGGCGUGUAUCAGUCGGGACUCAAACCUAUGAUACAGAUAAGUCCUUGUGGCCUUUAAACCAGCCAGUCGUCAAACUGGAAGCUUUGUCACAAUGUUCAGGCGAGGCUCGAUACUCGUGUGACAGGUAUUCGAUGCCCAGAGACGUACAUGUUGCAUUCGUGUUGUCCGACAUUUGUUUGGGUGAGAUCGUGUCAUUUGACGCCAGCGAGGCAUUGAAAAUUCCUGGAGUAGUUGCAUUCUUCACAGCUAAAGAUAUACCAGGGCGAAACACUUUUACCCCACUCGAGUUACCUGCUCAAGAAUCUGAAGAAGAAAUUCUGGCGACCAAGAAGAUUUCUUACUACGGACAGCCCGUAGCAUUGAUAGUUGCUGUGGAUCAGACCUUGGCUGUUCAGGCCAGUAGUCUGGUCAAAGUGGCUUAUAAGAAGUCAAAAGCCAAACCAGUUCUAAGUGUUACUGAUGCUCUGAAGUCACCGGACAAGGCUAAAAGGAUUCGUGAAGACGCUAAUGUUACAGCGACAGACAGAGGAACAGACAUUACCAAAGUACUGAAAGGAAAUUUCUAUGUGCCCGACCAAUACCAUUAUACUCUAGAGACUCAGAGCUGUACCGUCAGCAACACACGCCGCGGGCUGGUGGUACGGUCAGCAACACAGUGGAUGGAUGCAGUUCAAGUCGCCGUCGCGAAGAGUUUGAACAUGCCCUCGAACAGCAUUACAGUGGAGGUCAGUCGAGUUGGUGGUGCUUACGGAGGCAAGGCGUCUCGUUCUGCGCUGGUCGCGUGCGCAUGCGCUCUGGUGGCCCACAAGCUCAACAAAACCGCGUCUCUGGUGAUGCCUCUAACGCACAACAUGGCUGUCAUCGGGAAGCGAAAUCCGUGCUACACUGAUUAUGAGAUCGGUAUCAACAAUGAAGGUGUCAUCCAGUAUGUAGAUCUCUCUUACUACUCCGAUUGUGGUUGUUCCUACAACGACACGUCUGCUGGCAACAUCGCUGGCUUCAUGGCCAACUUGUAUGACACCUCCAGGUGGAGUAUCAAGGGCUACGGCGUCCUUACUGACAAGUCCAGUAAUACGUGGUGCAGAUCUCCUGGUACUGCAGAAGCCACUGCCAUAGCAGAACAUAUCAUGGAACGAAUAACAUUCGCUGUUCAGCAGGAUUCACUAGACAUCAGAAUGCAGAACAUAUCAUCCAAUAAUAAUGCCAUGAAAGACAUGAUCGAUACAUUCAAAUUUGAAAUCAAUUAUGAUAGCCGUAAAGUUGAAAUCGAGAAAUAUAAUCAAGAGAAUGCUUGGAAGAAGAAAGCUUUGAAGAUAACUUUGAUGGCGUAUCCCAUAGAGUAUUAUGGUAAUUUCUCCGUUUCAAUAUCAGUGUACCAUGCAGAUGGAACAGUCUUAAUAUCCCAUGGAGGGAUUGAGAUGGGCCAGGGUAUUAAUACAAAAAUAGCACAAGUUUGUGCUCAUGCUUUGAAAAUUCCCAUGGAUUUGGUGAAGGUUAAAGGGGCCGAUAGUUUUGUGUCUCCGAACGCGAUGGGAAGCAGUGGAAGUAUUUCGAGCGAGAGCGUGGCAUUCGCGACGGUGAAGGCCUGUGAUGAGCUGAUGCAGAGAUUAGAACCGUUAAGGCGGGAAUUGGAUGAGCCCACGUGGUUAAAUAUCAUCCAUAAGGCUUACGGUGCAGGGGUAAAUCUACAAGUGUAUGCAAUGACGUCACAGCUCGACUCCCUGCAAAACUACUCCGUGUAUGGCAUAUGUGCUGCGGAGACUUGGCUAGAUGUGCUCACUGGAAACCAUGUGGUGGUUCAAGUAGAACUCAAUGAAGAUACAGGACAGAGCUUGAGUCCAGCGAUCGAUGUAGGCCAGAUAGAAGGUGCAUUCAUCAUGGGUCUAGGGUUGUGGACAUCUGAACGACUGGUGUAUGCGCCAUCAGGUCGUCUGCUGACUGAUCGAACGUGGACGUACAAGCCACCAGGAGCUAACGACAUCCCCGAGGACUUCAGGGUGGUGUUUCGACGAAACUCUUACAAUAAUAAAGGAGUUUUGAGAUCUAAAGCGACCGGUGAACCAGCACUAGUGUUGGCUGUUGCCGUGGCCUUUGCACUUCACGAUUGUAUCUACGAGGCUCGCAAGGAGUACGGACAUUCGGACACCGAAUGGGUCCGUAUUGAUGCACCGUACUGUGUCGAAAACAUUAUUAAGGGGAUGUCGCCAAACAUAGAGAGCUACAAACUGUAGUAAUAUAUAAGUUAUGAAGUAUACAUAGUUUCAAUAAACACAAGGAAUUGGAAACCGAUGGAAAAUUCGAACCAUUUAAUGUUUAAGUACUUACAUAUAGAACUUAAGUUUUGUUUUGUGGUAUAUUUAAUCACUAUUUCACGUUUUCUGGUUAUUAAAUCAACAUUCGACAACGGAAGUCGUCCACUGCUGGACAAAGGCCUCUCCUAAAGAUUUAAAGGUCCUGCGCUGCCCUCAUCCAACGUAUUCCGGCGAUCUUGACCAGAUCGUCGGUCCAUCCUGUGGGGGGCCUACCAACACUGCGUCUUCCUGUACGUGGUCGCCAUUCGAGGACUUUACUGCCCUAACGGCCAUAUUCCGUCGAACUAUGUGCCCUGCUCACUGCUACUUCAGUUUCGCAAUCAUUUGGGCUAUGUCGGUAACUUUUGUUCUACGGAUUUCUUCAUUUCUUAUUUGAUCUCGCAGGGUAACUCUGAGCCUAACCCUCUCCAUUGCCCUCUUUUUUUAAUGAAAUUAAGGGACGAGACGAGCAGGACGUUCAGCUGAUGGUAACUGAUACGUCCUACCCAUUACAAUGCAGUGCCGCUCAGGAUUCUUGAAAAACCCAAAAAUUCUGAGCGGCACUACAAUUGCGCUCGUCACCUUGAGACAUAAGAUGUUAAAUCUCAUUUGCCCAGUAAUUUCACUAGCUACGGGGCCCUUCAGACCGAAACACAGUAAUGUUUACACAUUACUGUUUCACGGCAGAAAUAGGCGCCGUUGUGGUACCCAUAAUCUAGCCGGCAUCCUGUGCAAAGGAGCCUCCCACUGAGUGACCAUUAGCUUUCUCAUAAGGCUCAUAGUUAGUAACCACGUCUGUGUACCGUAAGUCAUCACUGGCAACACACACUGGUUAUUAAAUAUAAAUAUUUAAAUAGGUUUUAUUCGCGAUUACUCUGUGCUGUUACCAACUAGUUUCAGAAGUCCUUCAUCAGAGUGAUUUUAGUGAGCAUGUAUGUGAUAUCUGGUCACUUCGGGUUUGCAAGAAAUUAAGGCCGCUAGUCUAUUUCAAUGGCUUUCAAAAGCUGGUAAUUGUAUCCUAUCGUUGACUUUUCUGUCCCAAUAAACAUAUCGACGGUAACUCACCUUAUCCGUACACGCUGUCUGUCAAUGGGAGGACGUAUAGCUUACCAGCGAUAGAAGUUUGUAUGGAAAUUUCAAUUCACGUGUCGCAAUAUAAGGCGGUAUGACUUAUCGGGUAUAUUGGGACAGCUUCAGAUUAUUGACAGCUAAUUACUGACAGUAUAAGGUAGUAAUUUAUCUCUAUCUGUAGAUAGUACAUUGGGAACGGCCGUAAAGGCGAUUUAAAUAUAUAUAGUUAAUAAUGUCUCACGAAAAUUUUAAUACUUAAUUUUUUGGUUAUGAUUGAUCACUAUAAAGAGUUCGUAAAUAUAAACCGGUUAAGAUCGGUUUAUCUACCUCUCUUAAUCUCAGAGUCAUUCGACAGCAAAUUUUUAAUUUUUUUUUGUAUAUAAUAUACUUCACCACAUGGUCGCAGGAGUCGAGCGUACUGUUUUGUAGUAUGCUUAAAAUGUGGUCUAAAUAUCUAAUAGAAAGUAAUAAGUAUUUUAGGAAAGAAUAGCAUAUUUUAUUAUAGAAAAGAAUAGCAUAUUUUAAGCGUCUAACUAGACGUCGCGGUCGCGUCGAGACAACAUUGUAGUUGACCCACUAGUAUUACACGUCAUAAUGUUAGUCGCGUUCAACUCUCAGGUUGUGGCUUCAUUCUGAGAGUUGAACAAUACAUACAAGAUUUAUCAACGCUACGUCACUCGAACGGUUGGCUCAGUUGGAAGAGCACUCCCACGGAACGCGAGAGGUCGCGGGUUCAAGCCCCGAAUCGUUCAUAAAUUUUGUUUUCAAAUUUUAUUUGUGUAAUUAAUCCCAGAAGUGAGGGUUAUCACUUAAAAAAACAACAAAUUGUAGAUAAAGAUAAAGUAGACUUGCAUAUGUUUAUUUUUUUAUAUUUUAUUUACGAUCGCUUAAGUCGCCUAUAUUAUAUAUUUAUAUACUUA
Molecule: messenger RNA, 5984 nt
Organism: Leptidea sinapis
Lineage: Eukaryota; Metazoa; Arthropoda; Insecta; Lepidoptera; Pieridae
Exons: 21
Coding region: 148-3933 (1261 amino acids)
Molecular function (GO): oxidoreductase activity; 2 iron, 2 sulfur cluster binding; iron ion binding
Source: RefSeq, a predicted model, not a curated record